Molecule: messenger RNA, 1226 nt
Organism: Pseudo-nitzschia multistriata
Lineage: Eukaryota; Bacillariophyta; Bacillariophyceae; Bacillariales; Bacillariaceae
Source: the annotation of a GenBank genome assembly
CACUAUCUUGACCAUUGCAACCACAAGCAAAUGAUWGUUGGGGUGCGUGCCAUCCAUUUUUUUGUAGGAAGUAAAAACAUAGGAAAAAAACAUGCCGAAAACGAAAACCCAGGGAGGAGUAGCGCGAACCAAAAACGGUUCUGCCCAUUCCGGCGACAGAAUGAAGAAAAAGAACGACAAAAACAAUAACGCACAAGAAAAGAAUGCUGUUUCUUCCAACAAGAAUACUAAAUCGAAAGGCRAAAACAGCAAAGAKAAAGACAUGGAUUGGAUCGCAUCGCUCGUCAAAGAGAAUGCGUCCAGAGACGAUGGAGCGGGGGSAAACACUAUCCCCUCGAAAGAAGAUCGGAAAAGAAAACGAGAGAUGAAGAAAAACCGAAGGAUGGAACAACAACAACAGAAGCAGCAGCAGCGGCAACAAAAUCAGCGGCAACAGGUGCCGGUGCCAWCAUACACCGUCGAAAAGUCKAGCAAGACMAAAACGUCACAACGGACCAGCGCACUGCAUUCGGCUCAGCAGGAGGCGCGAUCAGCGAUGUUGCUGAAAGUGUCGAAACACCGCAUUCGUCGAUUGUGCCGCACCCUGAAAGUCGUUCAAAAAUCUGUAUCCGGCGAGAAGGGACCGUCUAAAGUACGCUUCAGUCCAUACUACGAUCUCCCUAAGGGCAGCAACCCAAAGGCRCCUCGUACAAGCAACGGCGUACCCACCAAGAAGAGGAAACGACAGAAAUGGUCCGAGGAUUCCAUUCAACCUCUCCGAUCGGAUUACAGUGGAAUCGGAAUGGCGCGCGAGUCCAUGUACAUCGAGUUCGUCGAUCCUUCCUAUUUUCCAAAACUAGAAGAAGAAUUUCAGGAACACAUACCCGGAUUUUUUGGGAAGCAGCGGACCAAAGCUAUGAAACGACAGAUGGACGGAAACAUGCUGUGGAGGCGAUUGGCAAACGAGAAAAAGAAGAACGGMGGCAGCAAAAAAUUUAAGGAAAUGUCUACAGACGAACGGCUACAAGCGAUGUUGGACUCUACCGACARAAGCGAUUUGCUGRGGCAAAAUUGAGRUUAAUUUUAAGCUUCCUGACCGAAUCGAAAGCAUUUCACGUGUCAGAUGGUAGCAGAUCCCAAUCGAGCAUUGUUCUGAUAAAUUUUCUCUGGAAAAAUUGGAAUUUCUACACGUAAAGCAUACCUCUCGACCAAACAGGCACAAAAUCAAAUAAAGAGUUAAAAACUUA